This is a messenger RNA of Rubroshorea leprosula, 1911 nucleotides long. NCBI's taxonomy places the organism in Eukaryota, Viridiplantae, Streptophyta, Magnoliopsida, Malvales, Dipterocarpaceae. The record is from the annotation of a GenBank genome assembly.
AUCUUUCAGACCCAGCUCCUCAUUCUUUAAAUAUACCCUCCUACAUGGCCUGAACCCCGUCGGCAGGCAGGAAAAACUAGAACUAGAACGCCAUGGGGACGGCGGUGGAGAAGCAGCUGCAUGUGGUACUUUUUGUAAUUUACGCGAUUCUGUGGAGUGUCGGCUGUGCAAAGGAGGAACAGUACGUGUCGGCAGUGGGGGACCCGGGAAUGAGAAGAGAUGGGUUGAGGGUGGCGUUUGAAGCUUGGAACUUUUGCAAUGAAGUCGGUCAAGAAGCUCCAAACAUGGGGAGCCCCAGAGCUGCUGAUUGUUUUGAUGUUUCAAGUGAGGAGAAGAACAGAAAGACUCGAAGAGUAAAGCAGGAUUCUUCUCUGUCCCUGACGCAUAAAGUAACGGACGCUGAUAACAAGCUUGGAGUAGGCACACCAUUUGAUGGAUUGAAUCCAAAAUAUUUGAACAGCCCAGAUCUUUAUGCAGUGCAGAAAGAGCUGUAUCUAGGUACUAAAUGUGAAGUCACAGAGGACCCAAAACCAUGGCAAUUUUGGAUGGUUAUGUUGAAGAAUGGCAAUUAUGAUACGAAAUCUGGUCUUUGUCCUCAAAAUGGGAAAAGGGUGCCUCCUUUCAGUCCAAACAAGUUUCCUUGCUUUGGAGCAGGGUGUAUGAAUCAACCCACCUUCAAUCAUCACAGGACAAAACUAUUAGGUGAUGGUACGAUGAGAGGAUGGUUCAAUGGGACAUAUGAUUUGGGUGCUGACACUGGUAGUGGAAUUGAUGGGAUAUCUUUCUAUGAGGUUGUUUGGGAGAAGAAAGUAGGGGAAGGAAAAUGGGUUUUUAGUCAUAAACUUAAGACUUCAAAGAAAUACCCAUGGUUGAUGCUCUACCUUAGAGCUGAUGCAACCAGAGGAUUCUCUGGCGGUUACCACUAUGAAACAAGAGGGAUGCUCAAAACUCUCCCAGAGUCACCAAAUUUCAAGGUUAGAGUUACUUUGGAUGUGAAACAAGGGGGAGGAUCCAAGAGCCAGUUCUACCUGAUCGAUAUGGGUAGCUGCUGGAAGAAUAAUGGAAAGCCAUGUGAUGGAGAUGUGCUUACGGAUGUAACAAGAUACAGUGAGAUGAUAAUCAAUCCUGAAACUCCAGCUUGGUGCAGUCCCACGGCUUUGGUCAACUGCCCACCAUACCACAUUACUCCAGACAACAAAAAGAUUUAUCGAAAUGAUACUGCCAACUUCCCAUAUGGGGCUUACCAUUAUUACUGUGCCCCAGGCAAUGCUCAGCAUCUAGAGCAACCUGUCAGCACUUGUGAUCCUUAUAGCAAUCCUCAGGCACAAGAAAUAGUCCAGUUGUUGCCACAUCCCAUAUGGGCUCAAUAUGGCUAUCCAACCAAAAAAGGUGAUGGAUGGGUUGGGGAUGCCAGAUCUUGGGAGCUUGAUGUUGGGGGACUUUCUGGUAGACUCUACUUCUAUCAGGACCCAGGUACCCCUCCUGCUAGAAGAGUAUGGACAUCUCUUGACACGGGUACUGAAAUUUUUGUAAGCAACCAAGAUGAGAUAGCAGAGUGGACCGUCAGUGAUUUCGACGUUCUUCUCACAUGACUCACAAUUUUUCAUUGUAUAAUUUAUUACUACCAUUGGCUGCAAGGCUGCAAGCGUAUGCACAAAGGAAGAAAAAGAUGUACUAAAACAAAUAAAGAAGGUAACAAGACGGGGUUCAUUCUUUAUAAUCCUUUAUAGAGGGCCAGGAUGAGAACCCAAAUAAAGCUCGCAAGAGCCAGGGCAUUCUUGAUCCUGGAUAUCCCAUCUCAUUCCAUACCUACUUGUAUUCACAAUGUCAUAAACAGAUCAUCAAAUGAUCUGGACAGACGCAGUCUCGAUUUUUCAUUCACUAGUGAAAUUAUAAAUCGUUUGACAUUUU